AUGGAUGACGAUAUUAACGUGCCCCUGUUAGCAGGGUUACUGUCAGCUCUAGGGACACUUCUUCUUGGUCUCUUAUGCAUUGUAAUCUGGUUUGCGAUAGCAGGAGAUGGUAGAAUUCAAUUGGGGUCUGGAGACCCUGGGUCUUUUGAUGAUGAAGGUGCUCUUUUAGAAGAAGAGGCUGAUGCUCUUGAGCUAAUGGAUGAGGCAUCGAGAAGGAUGUAUCUUCAGGCCAAAGCUUUUAUUGAGGCCAACCCUCCAAAUAGCACAAAUACUGACAUUAGUCUUUCUCAGUUCAUGACUAUCCAAGAGAAAGGUGUUGCGGCUUGGGAGUUUGAAGUUGAUUUUACAGCUGCAAACUGCUUUGUCGAGGCACGAACUGAGAUUGAAUUCUUUGAUUCGGUUUGCUGUGUUCAAACAAACCUACCUCUACCGAAACAGAAUGAGGUCUACUACUGGGAAGCAAAGAUUUAUGAUAAACCUGUCUCUACUACGGUAUCGAUAGGUCUUACAACGAAGCCAUAUCCUACAUUUAGACUUCCAGGAUACCACCGAUACUCUGUUGCAUAUGACUCGGAAGGGCUUAAACGGAUUAAUCAACCAUUUUCUGCCCCUCACUAUGGACCUCCUUUACAGCAUGGAGAUGUAGUAGGCGUCGGUUAUAAGCCACGAACUGGAACUGUCUUCUUCACUAGAAAUGGUAAGAAACUCGAGGAGGCCCUGCAUGGCAUGCGAAUGAAUUUAUUUCCAACUGUAGGUGCCACUGGCCCUGCCACUGUCGUGGUGAAUCUUGGCCAGGCCGGUUUUGUUUAUAUCGAAGCAAAUGUAAAGAAGUGGGGCCUGGCUCCUGCUCAUGGCUCACUGGCACCUCCACCACCAUAUGGAGCUGAACAAGACUAUGUUCUCUUAGAAACAGGAAUUAGAAGCGGGUCAAGCCGUCGUCGAGAUCGUGAACAUGACCAUGAUAAUGACGAUGAUUCUAGUGACCAAAACUAUGAUAGCAUAGCAGGUAGUGCUGGUAGCGCUGGAUUCACUGGGAAACGUCGCCAACGGCGCAGAAGCCAGAGAUACUUGAAUGAGUCUUCAGCGCCCAAUUCUGCCGGGUCAAAUGAUUUGAUUUCUGAUGAUGGACAUGACACAAAUCAUGGUGAAGACGACAAUGAAGCCACUCCAUUAUUACCGCCACCGUCGUUUGAAGAUGUCACUUCACAGCAGGCCAGUCCUGGUCCCGAUUCGACCUCCUCUCCUGCAGUGAGAACUGAGAGUUUACGCACUCCAGCAAUUAAUAGCAAUAGUACUGCUUCCGUUCCAUCAUCUUCCUCUUCUUUCAUAUCAACUACAUCUGAAGAUCAAACCCAAUUUCCAACCCUCAAUAACAGCAAUACCACCAACAAUCACAUUUCAAAUCGCACAUAUACUCACAACAAUAACGCCAGUAUAAAUCUUACACGGCUUUCCCAUCACUCUCUAAGCGGGUCUCCAUCUACUACAAUUGCAUCAUCAACCCCCUUGGCUUCUACCCCUGUUGUCCCCAUGGGUCCGCCGAUGGGACGGCCACCCAGCUACACUUCAGACAAUGAGUCAGACGAUGAACAAGAUGGUGAUGAUUCUUUACAAUCUCGCCCUCGUCGUAUGUCUACUCGAGAAUCCAUUAUGGAGGCAACUGCUGACUAUAUUAAUCCUAUAUCCUCCCCGUAG
This is a messenger RNA of Sugiyamaella lignohabitans, 1695 nucleotides long. It is a transcript of the gene EAR1, whose product is annotated as Ear1p. The record is from RefSeq and is a predicted model, not a curated record. The transcript has a single exon. NCBI's taxonomy places the organism in Eukaryota, Fungi, Ascomycota, Dipodascomycetes, Dipodascales, Trichomonascaceae. Gene Ontology annotation, molecular function: protein binding. Bases 1 to 1695 code for a protein of 564 amino acids.